Molecule: messenger RNA, 363 nt
Organism: Corticium candelabrum
Lineage: Eukaryota; Metazoa; Porifera; Homoscleromorpha; Homosclerophorida; Plakinidae
Exons: 2
Coding region: 1-363 (120 amino acids)
Source: RefSeq, a predicted model, not a curated record
AUGCCUACAGUAGAUGAAUGUGUGUGCUGUUGCGAGUAUGACAACAUUGAAAGGAAACUGGAAGAAAGUGUAACAUCAUGCAAGUGUAUCACAGAGCACGAAGGAUUUGAACCAGUCUGCCUGAAUGUGUGGGUCCUUCAAACAGCGUACUUUCAAUAUCGGCAGGAGCAUGGUCAUGAUGAUGAAGAUGAAACUCCACAGGAGAGAUACAGGUAUAUUGCAUACCGUCAGUUUGUAAGAUGGUGCUGGGAGUGGCUGGGAAAAAGAAUUAGAGUUGUUUUGCCCAGUUGUGCUGUCACCAAGAUUAGACAUGCAUUCCCGUCUACAGCUGCUUAUGUUGGGUUUAGGUACCCACCAACAUAG